ACUCCAGACUUAUUUUCUCUGACUGUGGAGUCCCUGAUGCAGGAGAUGGAGAAAUGUAAGUCCCUCUCUGCCCCUGGGCCUCAUGGGAUCCUGCUGGUGUUGAAGCCUGAGGAGUUCAAAGAGGAGAACAGAAAAACAUUGAAGUUCAUCCUGAGCAUAUUUGGUAAAGAGGCCUUCAAGCACUCAAUGGUGAUCAUUACUCACAAGGAAGAUGCAGGAAAUACUCAUCUGAGACAAAUGGUCAGAGAAUGUGGAGGAAGGCAUCACGAAAUUAUCAAACAAGGAAGUCACCACAAAGAGUUAACUGAAAAGAUCGAGAAGAUGGUAGAGGAGAAUGAAUGGAGAUACCUCACCUCCAAUGAAGAGACGACACAUGAUACCAUGACACCAAAGGCUCAGAGACUGAACGUGGUGCUGUGUGGCAGAAGAGGAGCUGGGAAGACUUCUACAGCCAAUGCCAUACUGGGUCAGAGAGAGUCCAGUCCAAAGUCCAGCUCUUCCUCAGUGUGUGUGAAGAGAGGAGGAGAGGUGUGUGGUCGGCCGGUCACCCUCAUCGAGCUGCCUGCUCUGUAUGGAACACAUCUCACUCAGGAGGAAGUGAUGCGUGAGACUUUCCGCUGUGUCUCUCUCUGUGACUCUGGAGUCCAUGCUUUCCUCCUGGUCGUACCUUUUGGUCCACUCACUGAUGAAGACAAAGGAGAGUUAGAGACCAUCCAGAAGAUUCUCAGCUCACGAGUCAAUGACUUUGUCAUGGUCCUGUUUAGACAGGAUUACAUUCCAGUUGAUAAAACUGCAGUUGACUUUGUGGAACAAAAUGCAGACACAAAGCAACUGAUCAAGAUAUGCGGAGGGCGGUAUAAAAUCUUUGAUGCUUUGAAGAUUGAGAACGCCAAGCAGACGACAGAGCUUGUAGCAGAAAUAGUCAAAAUGAUGGAUCAAAACAAAACAUGCUACACUCUAUACAUGUAUAUGGAGGCACAGGACUUGAGGCUGGAGGCCAAGCAUCAAUCAGAACUGGACGAAAAUAACAGAAUAAUCAAGGAUUUAGAGCAGAAAAUCAGCAACAUGUCAAAAGGUGCUGAAAUGGAGUGCUCCAGCACAGAGUGCGUGAGGGUGGUGCUGAUUGGGAAAACUGGGAAUGGGAAGAGCGCCUCCGCAAACACUAUCCUGGGUAGAGUUGCAUUUGAGUCUGAAUCCAGGACUGAUUCUGUGACAACGGUUUGCAAGAAGGCAGUCGGAAAAGUUGAUGGAAGAACAGUUGCUGUGGUGGACACACCUGGCCUUUUUGACACAACAUUGUCUAAUAAAGAUGUUCAGCAAGAGAUAGUGAAAUGUGUUUCCCUGUCAGCUCCUGGACCCCAUGUGUUUAUCAUAGUGUUGAGUAUCGGGAGAAUCACGCAAGAGGAGCUGGACACUUUGGACCUCAUAGAGAAAACAUUUGGUCCACGGGCAAGAAUGUUCUGCUUAGUUCUGUUUACUAGAGGAGAUGAUUUGAGAAAGCAAUCAAUUCAAGAAUACAUUGAGAAAAGCAAGAUUGCCAAACUGAAAAAACUGAUCAGAGAUUGUGGAGACAGACUCCAUGUCUUCAACAACAGAGUUGAAGAUGACCGCACACAGGUCACUGAGCUUCUUAAGAAGAUUAACGAAAUGGUGUCCACGAACAAGGGCAGUUUCUACACCAAUGAGAUGUUCCAGGAGGCAGAGGCAGCCAUUAAACAGAAACAGGAAGCAAUACUGAAGGAGAGAGAGAUGGAGAUUAAGGCUGACAUGGAGAAACUGAAGGUCAGCCAUGAAACAGCCAUGAAAAAGAUGAAGUCAAAGUUGGAAGAGGAGAGAUUGAAAGUUCAGGAGGAAAGACAGCGGAGAGAAAACAUGUUGAGAAAGAGAGAGGAAGCUAUUAGAAAAGAGCAUGAAGAAAAGGAGAAAGCAGAGAAGGAAGAAAGAAAGUUGAAGGACAAGAAAAAGAAAGAUGAAAAGUUUAAAAAAGAAAUAUGGGACACAGAAAAAGACAAGAUGGAAAAAGAGAUAAAAACUCAGGAAAAAGAGUUGGAAAAACAACAAAGAAAAAAUAAAGAAGAAUAUAAAAUGAGAAUGGAACAACAGAGAAAAGAAGAGAAAGACAGAGAAGAAUUGGUUAAAAAUCAAGAAAGGCAGUUUGCUGAACUGAAAAGGAAACAGGAUGAAGAAAUGGAAAAGAGAGAGAAAGAAGAGGAUGAGAGGAGGAAACAUGAAGAGAAAGAAAGACAAGAGUGGCAAAGCAAAAUAGAGGAAGGUCAAACAGAACUCCAAGAGGUCAUGCGUAGAGAAAAAGAGGAAUGGGAGGAACAGUUGAAGAAAGAAAGAGAUAGACAACAGGAAGAAGAAAGGCUGAGGAGACAGAAGGAGAAAGAUCAGUGGGAGAGAGAACAUAGAGAGGAACAGGAAAGAAGAUUUCUAGAGGAUGCAAAUAGAAAAAUGGAGGAGGAGCAAAAAAUCAAGAAAUUGCAACAAGAAGAGAAAAGAAAGAAAGAGAAGGAAGAUGAAGCCAGGAAAGAAAAAGAAGAGAAGAAAAUGAAGGAAAUGGAGGAAGAGUAUGAAAGGAAAACAAAAGAAAGUAUGGGUAAAUAUGAAGAAGAGGCCAGAACACAAGCAGAGGAAUUAAACUACCUUAGAGAGCUAUGUCAAAAUGACCAAAUAAAAAAAGUUUGA
Messenger RNA from Coregonus clupeaformis (lake whitefish), 2688 nucleotides. RefSeq names its product GTPase IMAP family member 8-like. The record is from RefSeq and is a predicted model, not a curated record. The transcript has 3 exons. Bases 37 to 2688 code for a protein of 883 amino acids. NCBI's taxonomy places the organism in Eukaryota, Metazoa, Chordata, Actinopteri, Salmoniformes, Salmonidae. Gene Ontology annotation, molecular function: GTP binding.